AUGGAGAGAGAGGCCAAGAAACGUGAUGCCAAUGCUUUGAGCAUCAUUCAACAAGCUGUAGACGGCCCGAAUUUGGACCGUAUAGCUGAAGCAAAAUCCGCACAUGAUGCCUGGGAAACCCUGAGAAAACAAUGCCAGGGAACUUCCAAGGUGAUGGCGGUGAGGAUUCAGGCUCCUCGGCAAGACUUCAAAACACUUCAGACGAGAGAUGAUGAAGGAGUUCAGGAAUAUAUCUCUCGAGUUGUCACCAUUACAAAUCAGAUAAAAGCCCUCGGUCACAAACUCAAAGAGCCGGAGGUUGUGUCUAAGAUUCUUCGGAGCUUAGCUCCAAAGUUUGAUUGGGUGGCAGUGGCAAUUGAGGAGUCCAAGGAGAUCUCAAAACUCAAUCUUGAUGACCUCUGUGGUACACUUCAAGCACAUGAGGUGAAAGUGAACCGCUCGGCUGUGAAGACUGGAGAGAAAGUCUUUCUCUCUAGGAGUGAACCCAUGAGCAGCAACCUGAAUAGAGGUAACUCCUCUGGUAGCUCCUGGGAUGAAGGCAGGGACCGUGGGAGGACCUACACUCACGGGCAAGGAAGGAGCCCUCGAGGACGAGGAAGAGGAGGAGAGAGCGGCCGAGGAAGAGUGGCUGAAUGCAAAAUGAGGGAGAAACAACAAGAAUUAGGAGCAAAUCUCAUGGCAAAAGAAAGUGAAGCUGGGAAUCUAUUUAUGGUGAGAAGUUUCAGCGAAACUCAACAAACUUAUCAAAAAUCAGUGUGGUUAAUCGAUUCGGGGUGUUCGAAUCAUAUGACUGGGGACAAAUCUCUUUUUAGCAGCCUGGAUGAAUCACUGAAAAUUAGUGUGAGACUCGGAGACAAUAAAGAAAUGAAAGUCCAAGGUGUUGGGACUGUGUCCAUGAACACACAAUCUGGAGAACGGAAGAGUGUACAUGAUGUUCAAGGAUACUCAGUCGUGUUUGAGAAUGAUGAGUGCAUCAUCACUAACAAUUCACUGAAGAACCAAAGAAUAGUAAUUGCAAGAUCCAGCAAUAACAUGUUUCCACUAAAGAUGGCCAACAUUGAGAACUUGAAUGUAGCUGUGAAGGAUCAAUCUCCUGAAGAAUUGUGA
Messenger RNA from Dioscorea cayenensis subsp. rotundata (Guinea yam), 1107 nucleotides. RefSeq lists its product as uncharacterized. The record is from RefSeq and is a predicted model, not a curated record. The transcript is spliced from 3 exons. The coding region runs from base 1 to 1107 and encodes 368 amino acids. NCBI's taxonomy places the organism in Eukaryota, Viridiplantae, Streptophyta, Magnoliopsida, Dioscoreales, Dioscoreaceae.